Cherax quadricarinatus is the source of this 2665-nucleotide messenger RNA. RefSeq names its product T-box transcription factor T-like. Gene Ontology annotation, biological process: regulation of transcription by RNA polymerase II; cell fate specification; heart morphogenesis. Gene Ontology annotation, cellular component: nucleus. Gene Ontology annotation, molecular function: RNA polymerase II cis-regulatory region sequence-specific DNA binding; DNA-binding transcription factor activity, RNA polymerase II-specific. The record is from RefSeq and is a predicted model, not a curated record. Lineage: Eukaryota; Metazoa; Arthropoda; Malacostraca; Decapoda; Parastacidae.
UGUUGAAUGAGAGGCGGCUUGACUAGUGAGGCAGACGGAGUAGCAGCACUCUGGCGACCGCAUCUCUCAAACUUAUCUCCAUUACCUUUAGUGUAUUCUCGUGAAAAACACACACACAGUGGCGUAUACGCUUUUGGAUUUACCCGCAAACACCGCUUCUCCAAACGGCACCGCCGCGGCUUUACGACAAAAUGUUGAAAACGGAGAAUGUGCAAAAGAUGGUGAGUUCUGAAGGUUGCGGCAAGAUCAAGACGGAGGUGCUGCAGCAGCAACAGCAGCAGCAACACCAGCAUCAGCAACAGCAACAGCAACAGCAACAUAUGAGCACAUCUUCAGGAAUGGAAGCAUCAGUCAUUCUUGAAGACUGUGAGUUGUGGACACGCUUCCAAGCACUCACUAAUGAGAUGAUUGUUACUAAGUCUGGCAGGAGGAUGUUCCCAGUGGUGAAGGUAACAGUGGGAGGACUGGAGGCUGCUGCCAUGUACUCUAUCCUUCUGGAGUUUGUACAGAUCGACACACACAGGUGGAAGUACGUGAACGGAGAGUGGGUGCCAGGUGGUAAGCCAGAGAACCCACCACCUUCACCCAUCUACAUCCACUCAGACUCACCUAACUUCGGCUCCCACUGGAUGAAGGAACCUGUUUCCUUCGCCAAGGUGAAGCUUACCAACAAGACCAACGGUAACGGUCAGAUCAUGCUCAACAGUCUUCACAAGUACGAGCCCCGGCUGCGUGUGGUUCAGGUGGGUGGAGAACAGAGAACUAUCUCCUGCCACUCCUUUCCUGAGUGUCAGUUCAUCGCCGUCACCGCCUAUCAGAACGAGGAGGUGACGGCGCUCAAGAUCAAGCACAACCCUUUCGCCAAGGCCUUCCUGGACUCCAAGGAGCGUCCGGACCUGCACACCCAGCGAGACAUGAUGGCAGCUUACUCUCAACCUCACCCCCAGCAGUAUGGCUGGUACAUGGGAGGCGGGGCGGGGAUGUGCAGCGGAGGCGUGGCCUACGGACAGGCUCCUCCCCCAGGGAUGGCCUUGACUCCGCCCCCCGUCACUCUGUCUUCACGCAUCGCCGUCAACAUGAGGAACCACAGGGUCGUCCCUUACACUUCUCCCACCCCGAGGACGACCAGGACUCCCCCAGUGAACAGCAUGUCGCAGCAGCAAGCAGCAGGCGUUAGCAGCUACGGUCUGGCUGGUCUGGCUGCUGAAUGGCGCCAACAGUCAUGGGGUCACCACCACCAUCACCAGACCUCCAUCACACCCUCCACCACCGUCACGCCUGCACACUACCAGUGGACGGGCCUGCAGGGAGGCUACACCCACCCAUCCCACCACAGCGCUGGGUUCUACCAAGGCUACCAGCAGUGUGGCGUCGCAGGCAUGACUCUCCCCAACCCCACCACCAGCACACCGCCCAUACACUCCACCCACCACGCUCACCGCUCCCCACAGGAGGCUCUCACCCCUAUGUCUACAUACUCCGACCCUCAGGGCUUCACUACCAGCCGCUCCUCUCCCUUAUAUGAGUCAGUCCUGGGCUCCUCUGCAGGUAUCUACGGCGGCGGUCGACUACACGAAGACUCCUCGGAUCAUCACAGCACAGGGGACGGAUCUCCUCAGUCGGCGGGGUCCCCACCUCUCAGUCACACCACCCAAGCAGACAUGUUCAUCCUACCAGACCUGGGCUACCCCAGCGGACUGGCUGUCCAAAACACCGACAUGUCACGCAUCAAGGAGGAGGGGCUGACAGACCCACUCUGUACGUACAGCACCGCCUCUCCCCAUGCCUGGAGUCCUCUCUCUCCUCCUUGCAUGUAAACAGACACCUGUUCCCGGAACAAGUUUUCAGGUAACCUUCACCCGACGUCCUGUCACCAUGUCAACAAACACCUGUAAUAAAACCUGCUCAGGUUUUCAAAGUAGGUUGAAUUCGAGGCUCCUGUCCGCCUCAAUACCUGCUAAGGUUCUCAAAGUAUAUUGAAUCUGAGGUUCCUGUCACCUCGUCACCUACUCAGGUUCUCAAAGUAGGUUGAAGAUGAGGCUCGUGUCCACAUCGUCACCUGCACGUGUGACAUGCCUUGCUAAGCAAUGUUAGCGCCAAAUUCACAAACUAACCCACAAAUUCUAGGUGGCAACUAACGGCGUUUCGGUCCUUCCUGGUACCAUUAUCGGAGAUGGACCAAAGCUCCGUCUACCUUCUAAAUUAUGGUGUUCUGUGAACUGCGCCAGUCACGAUGUAACCGUGACCAAGUUGGUCAUGGUUACACCUCAUGGUUGGACAUCAUAUUCGGAUGUCAUGAUUAGACUGAUAAAAUGUUAUGAACUUCGAGGACUCAGCGAGUCAUACGCUGAUACAAUGUACAUAAUGUAUAUAUAUAUAUUUAUAUAUAUAUAUAUAUAUAUAUUUGUUAUUUAUGAGCUAUUCACGGUAUGCUGUGUAUGAUCUAUCCGUGGUAUGUUGUAUAUAAUUCAUUCUUUGUAGGCUGUGUAUGAAUUGUCCAUGGUAGGCUGUGUAUGAGCUAGCCAUGGUAGGCUGUGUAUGAGCUAGCCAUGGUAGGCUGUGUAUGAGCUAGCCAUGGUAGGCUGUGUAUGAGCUAGCCAUGGUAGGCUGUGUAUGAGCUAGCCAUGGUAGGCUGUGUAUGAGCUAGCCAUGGUAGGCUGUGUAU